UAAACCUGACACCUUGCUCUUUUCUCUCUCUCCAGCAUUCAGGCAGGUUGAAAUCUAAAAGAUGUCGUCAGGCGCUCUCUUUCCAAGCUUGGUGAGCGGCUCCAGGGGAAGCUCCAGCAAGUACCUGGUGGAGUUUCGUGCCGGUAAAAUGACCUUGAAGGGGAACGUCGUGACACCGGACAAACGCAAGGGCACGGUGUACGUCCAGCAGUCCGACGACUCCCUGAUCCAUUUCUGCUGGAAGGACAGGACGUCUGGGAAUGUGGAUGAUGAUCUGAUCAUCUUCCCCGAUGACUGUGAAUUCAAGAGGGUGAACCAGUGCACCACAGGACGUGUCUACGUGCUGAAGUUCAAGGCCGGAUCCAAGAGACUGUUCUUCUGGAUGCAGGAGCCAAAGACCGACAAGGACGAGGAGCACUGUCGUAAGGUGAACGAGUACCUUAACAACCCUCCCAUUCCUGGAGCGCCAGGCAGCGGAGGCGGCAGCGGCCAUGAGCUCUCCGCACUCGGGGGAGAGGGAGGCCUGCAAAACCUGCUGGGAAAUAUGAGCCACAACCAACUGAUGCAGCUGAUUGGACCAACAGGACUUGGAGGACUGGGAGGUCUGGGAGCUCUAGCAGGACCAGGACUUGCUAACUUGCUGGGUAGCGGAGGACCAGCCACUAGCAGCUCCUCCUCCAGCUCUCGUAGCCAAUCAGCAGCAGCUACUCCUUCAUCAGGCGGGGCCUCUCGGCUGAGCUCCUCUCAGGCCCCCACCACCCCUGUGACUCCUGCUGCCUCAGCUGUCUCCCCUACUACUGUUGCUCCCUCCACACCAGCCUCGGCUCAGACCCCAGUGGUCCCAGCCUCUGUUGGAAGCCCCGGCUCCCACCAGCCCAUCCAGCUCAGUGACCUUCAGAACAUCCUCGCCACCAUGAACGUGCCGGCUUCUGCGGCUGCUCAGGGAUCAGCGGUGGACCUGGCCAGUGUUUGCACCCCAGAGAUGAUGGCUCCCAUCCUGACUAACGCCGAGGUCCAGCAGAGGCUCCUGCCGUUCCUCCCCAGCGGAGAAAGUUUACCUCAGAGCGCUGAGGAGAUCCAGAACACACUGAACUCGCCUCAGUUCCAGCAGGCGAUGAGUAUGUUCAGCAGUGCCUUGGCCUCUGGGCAGCUCGGCCCUCUCCUGAGUCAGUUCGGUCUGCCGGCAGAAGCUGUGGACGCUGCCAACAGAGGAGAUGUGGAGGCGUUUGCCAAAGCCAUGCAGGGCAGUAAAGGAGACUCCAAAGAGAAGAAAGAUGACGACGAGGACAUGAGUCUGGAUUAGAGCUCACGCUGCCGAGCAACUCAACUGAGUCAAAUCUGUGAUUCCUCUUUAUUUCUUUAUUUCCCCCCCCCUCUUUCAUGUUACCUUUCUAUACCAAAGGCAACACUCUGCUUCUUCUCAGGACGAACAGCACGGGUCAGCAGAGCCGUUUUCACUGUGACCACCUUGUAAACCCUCCGACCUGACCUCCGUUUAGUUCUACUGAACCUUACUUUUACUCUGAAAGGACAGUUUUGUGUUCGGGGACUGAGCCUUAAGUUUGAUUUUACUUUCUUCCUUUUGUUACCACAGUUCAGACUGUCAGCGAGUGCGGAUACUUUCAGGCUUUUUGUGAUUUACUCUUUAAUAAAAAAAAUCAUACUGGCAAACAACAA
Morone saxatilis (striped sea-bass) is the source of this 1677-nucleotide messenger RNA. It is a transcript of the gene adrm1, whose product is annotated as adhesion regulating molecule 1. Gene Ontology annotation, molecular function: endopeptidase activator activity; proteasome binding; ubiquitin binding. The transcript is spliced from 9 exons. The record is from RefSeq and is a predicted model, not a curated record. NCBI's taxonomy places the organism in Eukaryota, Metazoa, Chordata, Actinopteri, Moronidae. The coding region runs from base 62 to 1303 and encodes 413 amino acids. Gene Ontology annotation, cellular component: cytoplasm; nucleus; proteasome regulatory particle, lid subcomplex. Gene Ontology annotation, biological process: ubiquitin-dependent protein catabolic process.